Messenger RNA from Effrenium voratum, 2289 nucleotides. The record is from the annotation of a GenBank genome assembly. Lineage: Eukaryota; Dinophyceae; Suessiales; Symbiodiniaceae.
AUGGUCUUGAAUCUGAUUGUUGGAGGCCUUGGCACAGGCAUGUUGAGCCUUCCUUGGGCGAUGGCGGGCGCCUCUGUCGCUGUGGGCUCUCUGAUCAUUGUGCUUGUGAUCGCUGUGAACGUCUGGACCAUUAUGAUCCUCGUGCAUGCGGCCGAAAGGCACCAGGUCUUCGACCUCGGGGCUUUGCUGGGCAAGCUGCCAGGCAGUCUUGGGCCUGGCAUGCAGAUGUUCACCAACCUUAUGGUGUGGAUCGUGCUGUUUGGGAGCUUGAUCAGCUACAUUAUCGGCAUUUGCGACUCUGCGCAGUCCUUUGUCCAGGGCACCUUCCUAGGCUCACAGCGAUGGGCCCUGGCAGGCUUGGCCUCUCUUUUGGUGCUCCCGCUUUGCUUUUUGGACCAGAGAUAUUUGUCCUUUUCUUCUGGUGCUGCCAUCCUUGUGAACGUGUAUUUGAUGGGCCUCGUGGUCUUGGAGUUUGUUCAGAAGGCCCAGUCGCAUGAGCUGCCCGAAGGCACUUGCGACCUGGGCUUCGCCAAGGGCUCGGUCACCAUGAUUAGCACCAUGAUGCAGAGCGUGAUCAUCCAGAUGUGCGUGCUCCCCAUGUACAAGGAGCUGGAGAACCGAUCUCCGGCAAAGUUCUCGAGGGUGCUGGCGGUGGCUUUCUCUGCCCUGGCGCUGAUCUUCAUCGUCCUGUCCGCCGCUGGGUACUAUGCCUUUGGCCCCAAGGUGCAGUCCAACGUCUUGCUGUCCUUGCCACACAAUGUUGCCAUGGACGUGGUGCAAGCUGGCAUGAUCCUUGUGCUGGCGGCCGUGUACCCUGUGAUGAUGAUUGCGAUGACGGCGCCUCUGAAGAACCUCCCGCUGGAGCGCUUCGGCGCUGGGCCUGUCGCGGUGCGAAGGAAGUUCCUGGCAGUGGCUGCGCUGACUCUCUUUUUCGUGGGGGCCUCCUUUGUUACGGCUUUGUUCGUGACAUCUUUGGGAUUGGUAAACGUCAUAGAUGGAGCAUUGUGCGUUGGUGUCUUUACUGCCCUCGCACCGGCCCUGGUCGGCCUCAAACUGCUGGAUCGACGCACGCUGCGGUGGAGACUUGCUAUGGGGUUGCUGCUCUUUUGCGGCAUGGUGGCCAGUGCCCUUGGCUUUGCCAUGGCCUCGGUUGUCGUGCAGCCUUCAGUGAAAGAUUGGAUCAAGUCCAACGAGACCUACUUGGGCGAGGAGGGCGCCAAGCAGCUCGACAUGUUUGGAGCUGCGGACCAGUGGCGGAUCAUCUCUGAGGGCCCUGCCAGUGAGAGCAUGGAUCCGGUGCACAUUAUUCAGACACGUGCCAAGAGGAGCCGAGAGCUGGCGAACACCGUCUCGGUGAUGUUUGCGCAGCGGAGAGAGAUGGCCAAUGAGAAGGCGGAAGCCAAGGCUGCUCCAAAGCGUUUGUUCAAGCCGGAGCUUGCGGACACAGUGCAGGCCUUCUUCACGCGGGUCGUGGGCUGUGAGGUGCCUGCCAGUCAGAGGCGAACUGGCGGCUUUGGUGUGCAACAUCAGCUGGAGGAGGAUAGGUCCAAGCUCGUGGGCAAGGUCAAAGGAGUUGAUGGCGUUGUGGAGGUUCUGAAGAACAAGUACGAGUGUUUGAAGGGCGAGCGCUACCGUGUCAUCGGCGAGCGCGGCGGCCCCGCGGGCAUGUGGCGAUUGGAGGGUGGCAAGACCAUACCCAAGACACACGUCAAGGAGGGGGGCUGGAAAUGGGUCCUGGAAGAGCCAGAGCCGGAGGCCAAGCUGGCGAAGCCGCCGCCCGUGGCCACGGCUCCGGUGGAGACCUUUGUGCCGAAGGAGCUGAGGCAGGAAGGGCACGAGAAACCACAAGACAAGGCGCCAAUGCCAGAGGAGAAGAAGAAGCAAAACAAGAAGAAGUCUGAGUCAGAGUCCGAGGAGUCCUCCGAAGAUUCAGCGUCUGAGGAGCGAAGCGAAAGUCCCAAGAAGAAAAAGGUGCUGGUGAAAAGGAAGGUGAAAACGGUGGUAGUGAAGAAGGUGGUGAGCGGCGAUGAUGCAAAGGCAAAGCGCAAAAAGCGCGUAGUCAGCAAGCAUCAAGCCGAGAGCGAAAGCGACCAAGAGGCUCCAAAGAAACGAAGGGCCAGAGGUCGAGCAGCCGCGGACAGUCGGGAUGAUUCUCGAGAACCUCCAGCAAAAAGCAAAGGCAGGGGCUCCAAGCGGAGAUCCCAACAGGACAGCAGAGAUGGCGAUAGCCGCAUGUCAGAAGACAGCCGGAGAGGUGAACCGAUGUCACGAUCGAAACGACGAAGAUGA